CUAUUACUAAAAUCAAUAUAGUUAAAAUCAAAGCAAAAAAAAAAAUCAAAGUUUUGGUAAGUGAUUUCAAUAAUUUUUCCUUAUUAGGCCUCAGUUGAUAAGUGGGCCUGUGGGGGCGAGAAAUGGAUAAGUCCAGCCCAAAUCAGUUUAUCAUUCCGGUGGCAUUCACUUCAUCGCUCCCGAUUUUUCAGUUACUCCGACGACUCCUGAGAAAUAGGAAUAAACGAUCCGAAGCUUUGUUUAUGCCUUAAGGGUUUGUGUUGCUGCAACAAUCAAUUUGUGUUGGGGGUUUACAGAAUUAGUUGAAUUUGGUAGUCUUAUUCAUAUGAGAAUUCGUCUAUUUUGAUUGAUCAUCGAUGGUGUCUGUACAGUCUAAGAGUGUUUGGAUGAAAAGGCAGCAAUGCCCAUGUGGUGAUUGGAAAUGUUUUGUAACAUAUGAGGGAAACACCGACGAAGGUAGUGUUGGGUCUCAGUUAAUCAAAAAUGAUUUGGGACCAACGGAAACUAUGGUUUCCCCAUACGUCGGGAUGGUGUUUAAGAGUGACGACGAAGCGUUCGAGUAUUACGGGAGUUUUGCUAGGAAUAAUGGAUUUUCGAUCAGGAAAGAGAGGUCUAGGUUGAGCCCUCAAUUGGGUGUUUACAAGAGGGAUUUUGUUUGCUACAGGUCAGGCUUUGCUCCUCCUAGGAAGAAACAAGCUGGAGAGCUUCAGAGGGAAAGGAAAUCUGUUAGGUGUGGUUGUGAUGCAAAGAUGUACUUGUCUAAAGAGGUUGUAGAUGGGGAUUCUCAGUGGUUCGUUGUACAAUUCAGUAAUGUGCACAAUCACGAGCUUUUAGAGGAUGAUCAAGUUCGUCUGCUUCCAGCUUAUCGCAAAAUUCACGAGGCAGACCAAGAACGGAUUCUUCUUCUUUCAAAAGCUGGUUUUCCGAUCAACCGAAUUGCCAAGGUGCUAGAGCAGGAAAAGGGGAUUCAGGGUGGACAGUUGUCAUUUUUGGAAAGAGAUGUCAGGAAUUUCAUCCAAAACCGCAAGAAAGUUGUGCAAGAGAAUGAUGCUUUAUUAACUGAGAAAAGAGAAAACGACACCAUGGAUGUUCUUGCAGCCUGCCGGGCAAAUAAAGAGGCAGAUCCGUUUUUUGUGUAUGAUGUUGCUUUUGACGAAAAUGAUAAAGUCGAGAAUGUUGCUUGGUCUUUUGGUGAUUCUAUUCAUGCCUUCGACAUGUUUGGUGAUGUUGUUUACUUUGACUCGACAUAUAGUUCAAUGGAGUAUGGCAUGCUUUUUGGAGCAUGGUUUGGCAUUGACAACCAUGGAAAAGUUCUCUUCUUUGGUUGUGCAUUGAUGCAGGACGAGACCCCCCAGUCACUUGCUUGGUCUUUACAGGCUUUCCUCCGGUUCAUGAAAGGAAGAUAUCCGCAAACAAUUAUAACUGAUAUUGAUCCUGGUCUCAGAGAAGCCAUCAGAAGUGAAAUGCCAAAUACUAAGCAUGUCAUCUCCUUUCAUAAUAUCCAGCCCAGGAUGUCCUGCUGGUUCUCUCCUCCACUUGGCCCAAGGUUCUCUCUCUUUAAGUAUGAAUUUGAAGAGUUGUGCCAGCUAGAAACUACCGAUGAAUUUGAAUUUCGGUGGAAUCAGAUGGUUUCAAACUUUGAACUCAAUUCAGAUAAGCAUAUAAUUUUACUUUUCUCUCUCCGCAUGUCUUGGUCUUUGCCUUACAUUAGGGGUUGGUUUCUUGCUAGAAUGGAUUCUCCAUCAUACUGGAAAUCCUUAGAUGUGAUUUUGAAAGAAGUGAUUAAGACACAGACCUGUUUGCGUGGCCUGUUGGAACAGACAGGAUUAUUAUCAUCAAAUUAUAGAAUGAAGUCACAUGACCAGACACAGUAUAUGCAUCUCAAAACAUGCUUACCCAUCGAAGAACAUGCACGUAGUGUUCUUACCCCUUUUGCAUUUGACCGUGCACAACAAGAAAUGGUGUUAACCUUGCAGUAUGCUGCAUCUGAAAUGGCUAAUGGUUCAUAUCUUGUACACCAUUUCAAGAAGGUCGACGGUGAGCGUCUUGUGAUAUGGAUACCAGAAGAUGAACAAAUCCACUGCUCCUGCAAGGAAUUUGAGUCCACUGGAAUUUUGUGCAGGCAUGCGCUUCGUGUGCUGUUAUUUAAGAACUAUUUUCAGCUUCCAAGCAAAUAUCUUUUGAAUCGAUGGCGCCAAGAAAGCUCAUUAUUCUGUUACAAUGGAGAAAGUAACAUAAAAAUGAAGGAUGAUUGGUAUAAGGAAUUCCAUUCUCUCACUGGGAAUCUGUUCUCUGAAGCAAUGCUGACAAAGGAGAGAUUUGAUUUUGUUCAUAGAGAACUUACUAAAGAGAUUGCAAGACUUACGAGUCAAGUGAGAGAUAUGCCUGCUGGGGAUGAAGGAGUUACAGCUGUCACCCUGUCACCGACCAAUGCAUUGUGAUGUCUCUUAUGUAGAAAGCAUAGCUGUUGUAAGCAUCAGUGAGUAUUCUGACUGUGAUUCUCUGAGAACUGCAAGCACUUACGGAAAAAUAUUAUCAGAGAUAAAUAUGAUUGGGAGGGAUACUCAGAAAGUUGCCCUGAUCUGUGAUUGUCACUGUGCAUCAUAAUCGAGUGGUGAAAGUAGUGACAACAAAAAGAAGGCCUAUCCAGAUCCGUCAUCUUUGUAGAUAAUGUGAGUUCAGAUGCACGGUUGUGGUUUCCAGGUCUCUCUCCGGGUGUUCGAUUCCCAGGACAGCAAUAGGUUCAAAUUUCUUCAAGAGCAAGCCCCCAUCCGGGAUUCUUGUGUACGAACUAAUGGGAGACGAACAAUAAGUGAAUGAGAGGCUAAUUUAGGAGUAUGAUUGUUACGAGAAGUACGAUGCAGUAUCCCGAGGACAAGAGAAGAAACUGCUGGCAGGUCGCGGCCAUGAAAUCCUCUCUGGAGAUAUUUGCCUGGGACAAAAAAAAAAGAUGAAUGUGCAAUUUAUGAAUAUGAAGUGCAUAAUUUCCUAUCCUGACAAGGCUGCAAGAUGGUGAGUAGAAAAUGGCAUGCUAGAUGUCUCAUUUUUUGAUGAUUUUCACUUCACCAAUCUGAGAUAGAAACAAAACGGCUUUUCAUAAAUUGUGCAUUUCUACAACUCAAGGUUAUAGCUAGGCCUAGCCACGGCCAAAACCUACUCUGAUCCUCUGGAUAUGUAUCUCAAUCACGUCCUGGAAUUUAUUUUGUGUUUAUAAUGUUGAAUUUGUGAUUACCAAUAUGGGAAAUCAGCGAUAAUCAUUUAAAAUA
This is a messenger RNA of Salvia splendens (bonfire salvia), 3266 nucleotides long. Its product is annotated as putative protein FAR1-RELATED SEQUENCE 10. The record is from RefSeq and is a predicted model, not a curated record. Gene Ontology annotation, biological process: regulation of DNA-templated transcription. The transcript has 6 exons. Lineage: Eukaryota; Viridiplantae; Streptophyta; Magnoliopsida; Lamiales; Lamiaceae. Bases 357 to 2441 code for a protein of 694 amino acids. Gene Ontology annotation, molecular function: zinc ion binding.